Staurois parvus is the source of this 372-nucleotide messenger RNA. The record is from the annotation of a GenBank genome assembly. NCBI's taxonomy places the organism in Eukaryota, Metazoa, Chordata, Amphibia, Anura, Ranidae.
AUGGGGCCCCCGGGCAAUAGGGGAUCAUGGGGCCCCUGUGUCCUUGCCCACACUCAAAGCACACCCAAAAAAGCCUCUAAAAGGUACCAGGGGGAUUUCAUGGGGCCCCCUACUGACCCCGGGCCCUCAGGCAAUGCCCGAGUGUUCAAACGGUCAGUCCGCCCCUGGUAUGAUGCAUGCAUAUUCUUAGCCCCCAAGGGCGGACUGACAACUCAUGGGGCCCCCGGGCAAUAGGGGAUCAUGGGGCCCCUGUGUCCUUGCCCAAACCAAAAAAAGCCUAUGAAAAAGGUACCAGGGGCAUCUCAAGGGGCCCCCUACUGACCCCGGGCCCUCAGGCAGUGCCCGAGUUUCCAAAUGGUCAGUCCGCCCGUG